Molecule: messenger RNA, 771 nt
Organism: Diceros bicornis minor
Lineage: Eukaryota; Metazoa; Chordata; Mammalia; Perissodactyla; Rhinocerotidae
Gene: HSCB
Product: HscB mitochondrial iron-sulfur cluster cochaperone
Exons: 6
Coding region: 16-723 (235 amino acids)
Biological process (GO): [2Fe-2S] cluster assembly; protein complex oligomerization
Cellular component (GO): mitochondrion
Molecular function (GO): protein-folding chaperone binding; ATPase activator activity
Source: RefSeq, a predicted model, not a curated record
UAGGCCGCGAGCCAGAUGUGGGGCGGGAGGGCAGGGGCCUUGCUCCGGGUGUGGGGGUUGUGGCCAGCAGGGGUUCUCGGAAGGAGACCGCUGGGCUGCAAUGCUGCAUCGCUGGCGGGAAGCAACUCCCCCAGGUGUUGGAACUGCGGCGGCCCAGGGGGCUCCAUGCGGGGGGACGGGUUCUUCUGUCCGCAGUGCCGCGCGCUGCAGCCACCUGACCCCACUCGAGACUACUUCAGCCUCAUGGACUGCAACCGCUCCUUCAGAGUUGACACUGCGAAGCUCCAGCAAAGGUACCAGCAACUGCAGCGUCUUGUCCACCCAGAUUUCUUCAGCCAGAGGUCUCAGACUGAAAAGGACUUCUCAGAGAAGCAUUCAACCCUGGUGAAUGAUGCCUAUAAGACCCUUCUGGCACCCCUGAGCAGGGGACUAUACCUUCUAAAGCUCCAUGGAGUACAGAUUCCUGAAGGGACAGAUUAUGAAAUGGACAGGCAUUUCCUCAUGGAAAUAAUGGAAAUGAAUGAGAAACUCACAGAAGCUCAAAGUGAAGCUGCCAUGAAAGAGAUUGAAUCUGUUGUCAGAGCUAAACAGAAAGAAUUGACUGACAAUGUGACCAGAGCUUUUGAACGAGAUGAUUUUGAAAAAGCCAAGGAAAUUUUAACAAAGAUGAGAUACUUUUCAAAUGUAGAAGAAAAGAUCAAGUUAAAGAAGAUUCCUCUCUAAUUGUUGCUAAUUUUGAAGUUUUAAAAAUAAAGUGCUUGUAUAUUUCUU